Akanthomyces muscarius is the source of this 1296-nucleotide messenger RNA. RefSeq lists its product as uncharacterized. Lineage: Eukaryota; Fungi; Ascomycota; Sordariomycetes; Hypocreales; Cordycipitaceae. The record is from RefSeq and is a predicted model, not a curated record. The coding region runs from base 1 to 1296 and encodes 431 amino acids. The transcript has a single exon.
AUGCCAGCGACUAGCUCCGCACCGUCGAAUCGUCAUUAUCAGGCCCUAGGGGUCUCGCGGGACCAACGCCGUCGCCAAGCUCCCUUUCAAAAGCCUCUGUCCUUGAAGCAGCAACACAAGCAACCCAGCGCCAACAUGAGCUUCCGGGCCAUGGACGAUGAAGAACGCCAGCCGCUCAUCCCCGGCCCGGGAUCGUACGCUGCCACCGCCAACGGUGGCGGUGAGAAUGUCGACCACCACGACCAGUUCUGCAACCUCGUCGGCGUAAGACCGCUCAACCACCCGCACGAGGAAGCACACCGGGCGCACCCGCAGUCGCUGUACGUCCGGGCCGUGGCGCGCCGCCAGGGCCAGAGCUGCACGUACAUGUUUACCGCGACACUUGUCAACACGCUGCUGCUUUCACAAGUCGUCCUCGGCGCCGCGCUGACGGGCCUCGGUGCCAGCGACAGCAGCCGCGUCCUCAUCACGAUAUUUGGCGCGCUCAACACCGUCAUUGCCGGCGUCGUCGCAUUCUUAAAGUCUCGGGGCCAGCCGAUGCGCGCCCGCAUGUUCCGCGACGACCUGUCGCGCGUCGUCGACGAGAUCGAAAACUCGGCCGUCAUGUGGUACGGCAUCAGCCAGGGCGCCCAUGGCUACGGCGCCAUCGACACCGACGACCAGGUCACCGUCCGCGGCGAGGUCGCGCGCCUCACCCGCCUCUACGACAAGGCCGUCAAGAAUAACACCAUGAACGACCCGGACAUGUACAACGCCAACGGCGGCGGCGACUCCUACAGCGCGGGCUUGCGUAAGGCAGGAGGCGCCCCUCCGGCGCCGGCACCGGCGGCCGUGGCGCCACCCGACUUUGCCGCCGGCGCUGCUCCGCCUCCAGCGCCAGCGGCCGAUCCGGAUGCCAGCCCGGCCAGCAAGGCUCCCGAGCCGUCCAAGGCCAAAUCGGAUACCAACAGUGAUAAGGGCGCUGAUGGUCCCAAGAGGGCCGACACUGCUCCCGCUGCUGCUCCCGCUCCCGAGGAUGCCGAACCUGCUGCCCAGACCAAGCCUGCUGAUGAUGCACCCGCUGCCGAUGCUACUGCUCCAGCUGCGACGCCAGCCACCGAGACCCCCAAGGCUGCAGCCGACAACAAGGCCGCCGAUAAGGACAAGGCCGCUGCCGACGCUGCCGCGCCUUCUCGUCCUGCCCCCGUCCAGGCCUUGCCAAGCUACGUCUCGCAGGAUCCUGAUGAGAGCCCGGCUAGCGCUGCCUCUUUUCCCAAACGUGAAUCAUCGACCAAGACGCUUGUCGACACCAAAUAG